AUGUCGGCUGUUGAUGGGGGCGAUGGUAGCGUCCUUCAAGGCGAUGAGCAACCAGCUGGAGACAGCGCUUCUGUUGUGCCUGAGGGUGACGAUCGUAGUCAAGACUUUUCGGGUUCCGCUAAAGAGCAAGGCGAAGAGCGUAGAGACCGGGGGCGUGGAGCUUCCAACUCUACUUCUGGGAGAUGGGAUAGCACGGCUUCUUGGGGGGAGCAUAGCUAUCGCAGGGGUGACGAUCGUUACUGGAGACAGCAGCGGCAAGACGACAGCUGGGGCGACGAUAGAAACUGGUGGUGGUCUAACGACGACCAGUGGAAGGACACAUGGGACGAUGAGGAUGACUACUGCGAUGACGACGAAGACGACGACAACCAGAGUUGGGAUCCCUGGGCAAGCGCCUGGAACAAGAAGCAGAAGGGCGAUGGCUACUGGCAGGGCGGCGGAUGGCGCGACCAACGGCAAGGAGAUGACCGACGGCGUGACCUUCGACCUCCCCAGGCAGAUGGUGGAGCCGGACGUGCCCAAGGGAGCGAUUAUCCGGGCCAUCGAGACGAUGCUAAGAACGUUUGGGACGGAUGGCGUCACUUCUCCGGUUCGGACAAGAGUGACUCAGGUUCGACUGGUGGAGGUGACCGACGCUCUUCUGGAGGAGGAAGCCGGCCAUCUGAGAAGCUUACGGUGCCUGGCUUCUCUGGCGAGGAUGCCGAGGAUGUUGGAACCUCGGCCCGCUCCUACUUGAGACAGAUCGAGGCCUGGAAGCGCAUGACGCUUCUGCCUAGACACCAACAAGGUCUGGUGCUUUACCAGCGCUUGACUGGUAAGGCGUGGGUGGCGGCCGAAGAGCUCAACGUGGAUCGCCUGGGUGCCGAAGACGGGGUGCAGUACCUCGUGAAGUGGAUCACCAACAGGUACCUGGACCUGGAGGUGACCCGGAUCGGGAAAGACUUCUCGGAGUUCUUCAGGCGGCUCAGGAGAUGUAACCUCCCGGACGAUUGUGCCGCUUGGCUUUACGUGGACCGCUUGCAGCUGGAGGAAGCCGCAGAGUUGAACCUCUUGGCCAGUGUCGGGAACACCUACUCGCUCCCUCGUUUGCAGCAAGCAGCCGUCAUUCAUGAUCGAGGGCACCGGAAACCUUGGGAAGGUAACGGCUCCGGAAAAGGGAGGCGACUUCACACCGCCCACUUCACCGAGGCCGACGACUCCUUCGACUCCUGUGAUGACGACCCUGGCUACGAGGACGAGGAUGGUGGUGUCUCUGAAGAGGUGGCGAUCGCCUACGCUACUUACCAGACGGCUAAGCAGAAGUACAAGGAGAACCAAAAGAGCAGAGGAUUCAACGGAGGACAAGGCGAGCGGCACGAGACGCAGCAGGCCCCGAGGAACAACGAGAAGUCGAACGAGAAGAUCCGCGUGAUGAAGGCGAAGUCAUUCUGUUCCGGAUGCGGCCGCCGUGGACAUUGGCAUAAAGAUCCAGAAUGUCCUCACAACCAGGGCCAGUACCAGAAGGGCGUGGAGAAGAGCAAACCCUCCGACAUCGGCUUCUGCAACUUGCUGCCCGCCGAGGUCUACGCCAUCAAGCAUGAGAACGCUGGAUUGGUCGGGAUCACGGACACUGCUUGCAUACCGCUUUGCUUUGGUACUGGGAAGAUUUACUACUCUUCGUUCUUUGUGGGCUUGGCCUUUGAACUUGGAAACAAGAUAGUGCAUGUCAGGACUUCCAUCAUCAACGGCGACGUGCCUUUGCUCCUCUCCAAGACCGUCCUCGGGAAGCUCGGCAUGGUUUUCGACAUAGAACGGGGGCAAGCGGACUUCAACAAGGUCGGGCUGAGAGGGUUCGAUUUGCUUGUCACCGCCUCGGGUCACCCUGCAAUCCCCAUCGUCCCGACCAGAAUGGACGGCGACUCUAGUGCCUUUCAUGCAGAGGAUUUGAAGUUGGUGCCCAAGGGAGAAUACAUGGCGUUUGCAGUUGCUCAUGGUGCUGGUCCCUCAAAGAACCCCGAACGGUAUAACUUCUUCUAUGACAAGAAGCUAGAUCCUGGAGUCAAAGACAUGCUCACUCGUGAAAGGCUUCCCCAAGACGAAUUCUUAGCAUGGUGGAGAACAAGUUCAGUCAUGUCCGAUUUCUGGUUAGAGUCCGAGCAUGCAUGGGUAAGGAUACACGUUACUCCCCGGAAAGCUCUCUUCAACCCAUCGGCUUGGAAAACUCGAGCAACCGUCCAGAAGGAGAUGCUUGUGCAGACAGCUGUUGAGGAAAGCGUCAAGCCCCUAGCCUUUCCCCUUGCGCUCCUCGCGGACAUGGAACAGGCGCCAUGCAAGCCGCGGCCGAUCAGCCACAUGUCCAAGACCCAGCUUCUGGAGGAAGCCAACCGCCUGGGCGUCGUCGUUCAUCACACUUGGGGGGUGACGGAGAUCAAGGCCUGCGUUAUGGAGGCCCGAGAAGCAGCGAAGGAGCAAGACCCCUCCGAGCAGAUGAAGCGCAUCUCGCACAUGACCUUGGCCGAGCUCCGUGCGAAGGCCAGCGAAUUGAAGGUGGAUUAUGGCAGCUCGACCACCAAGGGCAACCUCCUUCGCCUGAUACGCGACUCGCUCAAUACUCCAGAUCAAGAGCUCAUGAAGAUAGGGAAAUUCAAAGGGCUGCAGUUCUGCGAAAUCCCGAGGAGCUAUGGCGAGUGGACGAUCAGAGAGCUGGAGAUGGCGGACAGCCCCGACCCGGAGCUCGUGAGGUUCGGGCGCUGGUACAAGCAGAAGUACGCGAAGGAGGAGACCAAGGGCUACUCGAGCCAGGAUGUGCCAGAUCGACAAGGGAGUUCACGCUUGAUGACCGCGAUUGUUUUCGCCUACGACUCCGGCGAUUUCUCCUUUGCUACCUGCCAAGAGAUCCUCGAUGAGGCCUCCGGAGACAUCCUCAAGGGUCAGGGUACCAGAAAGCGUGUCCUCCACGGAGCCAAGUGCCAGAUGGCGUUCGGCUUCUAUGUGCACGGGGGGAUGACUGGCGUCACCAAAGCGGUGGUCAAUCAUAGUACCCUGGCACGAUAUCUCAAUGCCUUCACCAGAGCCCACGUUGGGAAAGAUGCAACGUGGGGAGCAAUCAGUAUCUUCAAGGGUGGAUCCGUGAAGGUCCACCACGACUACAACAACGCGGCCGGGACCAAGAACUACUUCGCUUCCUUCGGACAAGAAAGCGGCGGGCAGCUCUGGACACAUGACCACGAGAUCAAAGAGCGCGGCCUCGAGAACGACGACAAAGGCAAGAUCGUCUGGAAGAGGACCGGAUCCGGAGAAUGGCUGCCCGGUACGCUGAAGGACACCAAGGAGGAGUUCGUCGAGUUCGACCCGCGUGUCAAGCACCACGUGGCCGAGACGGUCGGGGAGGCUUGGCAGAUUGUGGCCUACACCCCGCGUGGACUGGACAAUGUGCAGAGCGACACGGCAAAGUUCCUCAGGAAUUGUGGGUUCCCUCUGCCAUCGAGGCGGAGGAGGACCGAGGACUUGGGCGGCAAAAGGCCCAACAAGAAGCAGCGCAACCUGAUUGCGAAUACCGUUGGCAAGCUGAGCGUUUUGUUCGCCACUUUACUUGCCGCAGCCACCUCCUUUCUUUGCGAGACUGCCUGUGCCGAAGUUGUCAACGACCCCAUCGUGCUCCUGGAAACGAGAUCGCGCGCUCCACCUCGUGAAGGCCACGCACGACCCCACGACAUCUCCAUCUACACCUCGAGAGGUGCCGUGGUGCUGCAAGGAGGUCAGCCCAGCGCAGUGGUCGACGACCUCGACUUCUACCAGAGGUACAGCGGCAACCGCGAAGGAGAGGUGUGGACAGUUUUGGCCAGACCUAGCGUCAAGAAGCUGGAGUUGCCCAAGAGCCUCAGCCCACACAGCGUCCUUGUUGUCAGUGGGGGCGACAAAGAAAAGGGAGAGAAGCCGCUUAGGAUAGAUGGAUCGGGCAUAACCUUCGAGAAGGGGGUACCUGGCGGCAAAAGGGAUGCGAUGUCAAGUGUGCGAAGCUUCCAAAGAUCCGCAGAUAGCACGACCGGCCACCUUGCCGAGGAUGCUGAGCUUUGGCGAAAUGUGUGUGCGGACAUUUUGUACGCGCGCGACUGCGAUGACAGGAGGCACACUUUCCUUUCCUUGGUCGACGUCGGCACCACCUACCAGGUCGUUGUCAAGCUGGCCAACACGGGCGGGAAAGAGAUUGAGAAGGCCUUCAAUACCUAUUGGCUGACGCCUUUCGGUGCCCCCAAUGUCUGCAAGACGGCGGGGGUGGGCGAACGACAAGGCAAGUGGUUCAAGAACAUAUGGGGCCGUGUGUGCAAGGAGCUCUCCGUGACAGCCGAAGAAGCACAGCUGGCAGCGACAGCGGUGUGUAGCGCGAAGAACUGCCUGAGAAGGCGGUGUGGCCACUCCCCAUAUGCAUGGAUUUUCGGACGUGAAGGCCGCGCCAUUGAGGAUGUCCUCGAUCCGGACAGUGUGGGCCGCGUCAGCUUUGACGUUUCGGAUGAUGCUCGCUUCCAGCGCUUGACAGCGAUUCGAGCGAGCGCUCGAAUCGCCUUUCAUAAAUCAGAAAAUGAUUCGAAAUUGUUGAGAUCGAGAUGGGCAUACAAAGACAAAAACUGGUCAAAGCGGAGGCAGCAGGGGCAAGCUGAGUGGCGGUGCAAGUCCAGGCUAGUUAUAGCCGGACACACAGAUCCGGACUUGGCUACGGGGAGGUUAGCAACGGACGCACCGACUUUGUCGAGACCUGGGCUGCUGUGCUUGCUGCAGUUGCUCGCGAAUGGACUUCAUCAACCAGACCCCUGGCGAGUCUCGGCCGGUGAUAUACAAUGUGCCUUCCUUACGGGCAGCUACCUCAGCCGGGGCGAAGAGCUCUUCAUCCAUCAGCCGGCAACCGGCUUUCCUGGGAUGAAACCAGGACAGCUAGUCCGGGUCAAGAAGAACAUCUUCGGGUUAGCAACGAGUCCCCGAGAGUGGUGGUUGGACCUCCAGGACGGGAUCGGGAAGAUUGACAUCAGUAUCGAGGGGGACAUCGGCCAGCCCAAGGGGUACAUUGGGACCCACGUCGACGACCUGCUAGUGAUUGCGCCGACUUCCACCUCGAGAUUGAUCGAGCAAGCCCUUGGCCAAGCUUUUCCGAUCGACGAGUGGGAGAGCGAGUUGUUCAACUACCUCGGCUCCGAGAUCUACUACGGAGAUGGAGAAGUGGUGCUGUGCCAGCAGGCAUAUGCUGAGAGCAGGCUCUUCACCUUGGACUUGCCUAGAGGAGCCAGCGACGAAGACCUCGCCGGGCCCGACCUCAUUGCCGACAACCGCAGCCUGGUAGGGGCGCUCAGCUGGCUAUCAGCGCAGAGCAGGCCAGACUUGACCUGCUCCGUGAGCAUGGCGCAGCAAGUGCAGAAGCAGCCGACCAUUGCCGACUUGAAGUUCACCAACGUCAUCUCCAAGAAGGCAUUUGAGCACCGCGAAGAAGGACUGAGGUUUCGACCCAUCGACAAGACCGAGCUCCUCGUCAUCGUGUGCCACGACGCCGGGUGGGCGAAUGCGAAGGACACGGACCACGACGAAGAGGGCUUCGAGUUGACCGCCGAGGACAAGGUCGCUGGACUGCAGUGCGAGGGGCCUUUCGUCGCGAGAGGCGGCAGGAAGGCGAAGAGGAACAACUCCAAGGUCGCAUCCCAACUUGCGGAGCUCGUGGUGUUCGCAGAGAAGAAGAGCGUCCUGGAGAGUUCAGGGAACUUCAGCGCCCUUGAUUGGAAAUCAAGGGCAGGGCAGAGAGUCUGCCGGAGUACCUUCUCGGCCGAGACGCAAGCUUCAGUUGAAGGCGUGGAGGCCGGACAACAUGUGAGGGCGCUGUUCGAGACGCUCCUGUCGGGCGAGCUCGUGAAGGUCGAGGACUGCGUGACACCGCUUCUCUGCCUGAGUGAUUGCAGGUCACUGUACGACCAUGUGCAUAAGCAGGGAGUUCCAAAGAUACCGACCGAUAGGCGGUUGGCAGUAGAUUUGGCUGCGCUGCGACAGGCACUUAAGGCCGAGCAGUGGGCAAGUAAGCUGCCCUUGUCCUGGGUCGCGAGCCCCUUUCAGUUAGCAGACGUGCUGACAAAGCCCCAAGAUGCCACUAAGUGGUGGGAGUUCUUUCGGAGCAAACUGCUCGUCCCGAUCAAUUUGAAGGAGGAGGCUCGGGUCAGCACAGAGCUGAUUAGAGACAGGAAGACCAGUGUGAAGCCCAAAGAUUCUAUUGGUGUUAUUCCUGCUGUAUCAGAGUUUUGUAUCAUCGAAGAGGGUCUUCCU
Symbiodinium pilosum is the source of this 6276-nucleotide messenger RNA. Lineage: Eukaryota; Dinophyceae; Suessiales; Symbiodiniaceae. The record is from the annotation of a GenBank genome assembly.